AUGGCGAUGGAAACACAACAAACCCAUCUCUUGGAGGUGAUGCAGACCGAGAUUCUAGCGAGACUGCCCUUGAAAACCAUCUCCAGAUUCAAAUCAGUGAGCAAGAAAUGGAAAUCAACACUCGAGUCACCUUAUUUCCGCCGUCUCUUUCUGUCUCUGCACCGAGACUCCUCUUCUUCAUCAUCGUGGUCGCUCUUGCACGGAGCAGACGAACUCAUAGGCUUCCACGGAUGCAAAACAUGGGAUCUUCCCAAAUCUCCAGCUUCACUCAUCCCACACUCUUUCAAACGUUAUCUUUGCGGUGACUGCGACUAUGUCGACUCUUCGGGUGGUUUGGUUCUGCUCACAGACGGCGCUGAUAAAUCUUACUGCUACGUCGGCAACCCAGUUUCUCAGCAAUGGGUCGAAAUCCCUCCACCUCCAUCUGAUCCGACAGGUGGUAAUACUUAUGUGUUUGGUUUGGUGACUCGCUUAGAAGAGGACGGUGUCGUUUUAACCUUUAAAGUGGUUAGGAUAGCUUCUUACCAAACGACAAAUGAUCAUCUCUCCAGUGUCUUGAGUGUGUUUGUGUAUUCCUCUGAGACAGGGAUCUCGACUUCUAAAGUAAUUCACUCUCCUCAUCAAAUCGGCAACAUGUCUAAAAUCAACCUGAAUGGUACGAUGUACUUUGGUUGUCUCGGUGUGCCUGGAAUACUCUUAGCUCAUGAUUUCUAUUCUGAAUCCGAUCAGUUCCGGGUUGUGCAAUUACCGGACUACCCUGAUUACAACAAGGACUACAAACGAACGUUAACACCAUCAGGAGGCUUUGUCGUGUAUGUCAGAACACUAGCAAAACAUGACGAAACUGUUUUGAAGAUUUGGAGGCUGAAUAAUGAUGAUGAUACUUGGCAAAUUUUGUGGGAAGUCGGCUUCCCAAUUAUCGGUAAUUAUGCACCAAUGGCAAUGCAUCCAUUUGAUAUGGGUACGGUCUAUCUAUGGAGUCAACGGGAUUACCAUUGGGUAUCGUGUAACUUGAGGAAACGAGACUACACAAUCCUUGGUGAUGCAUCUGAUGAUGGUUGUUUCAUUGACGUUUCUGUUUGUAAGAAGAGUGUGGAUGAGAUAUGGGAUCCAAGAUCACUUACAGAUUUAGACGAAGAAGACUUAGACUUUAGAGUUUGUAUCUGGUUUUGCCCAUUCGUGAUCCCACGGUGGAUGGCAUCGGUGCCUCGUCCUCCCCAAACUGAGAUGAUAGAUACGACUUCACUACUUUCCUACGCUACUGCAACACAUGAAGCAAGGAUGGAGGAUAUGAGAAAUGACGAGUACUUUUGGAUGGAGGUCGAGAGUGGUCGGAUCUGA
Molecule: messenger RNA, 1341 nt
Organism: Brassica rapa (field mustard)
Lineage: Eukaryota; Viridiplantae; Streptophyta; Magnoliopsida; Brassicales; Brassicaceae
Product: F-box protein At3g26010
Molecular function (GO): protein binding
Source: RefSeq, a predicted model, not a curated record